UUAUGAGUUCAGCAACAAGUCCAUUAUCACCCCCUCCUAGGGCAACAAGUGCACCAAUUUCUACACUUAAUUUGAAUUCCUUUUCUGAUUCGACUGCUGAAAGUUUGUCAAUUAAUUUUGCAAGAAAUAAAAAGGCACAAAUGGCUGCUAGAGCUUUGUUUGAAUUAGUGCAUAAUUAUGGGGAUAAUUUGAGAGAGGGUUGGAAAAACGUGUUGGAUUGUUUAAUAUAUUUAUUACGUGCCAAUUUACUUCCACCAAAAUUGUUGGAAUUGGAAGAUUUUGUGGAUGUUAGAGGAAUUGUGACAAUUAAAGAAAAGUUUAAACGUCCACAGAUUUUACCAAAAAAAGAGGAAAGUGGACUGUUUAGUUGGUUAGGUUUAAGUGUUUCUUCAAUUUCUAGUGAAACUGAUUUAAAUAAAAAACAAAUAAAUGAAGAAGAACAACAAUUAUGCAACUCAGCAAUAUCAUUAAUUUCUGAAUGCCAUCCAGAACAAUUAAUAACCGACAGUCGUUAUUUAACCACUUCAGCAUUUACUGAAUUAAUAAAUAAUAUUAUCCAUUGUUCUUUUGCUAUAGCCCCAAUUCAAUCAAAAACACAACAAAUUGAUUUAAAUAAUGAACAAAUUGUUCAAAAUUAUGAAAGUCAGGGAAGUCAAAGUCAAGACGAUGAUUCUAUUGUCGACUUAAGUUCAGCUGCCGCAGCUUUGUUACCCGAAGAACAACAAAUUUUAGAAAAACAAAUGUCAGAAAAUAACAAAAUAUCUCCAUUAAAUUCCCCUUCAAAAUCCCCUCCUCCCCCACCUCUUCCCCCUCAAUUACUUUCCCAAUCUUCACUUUCUGAAGAUAAAAAAUCUGGGGAAGAACAACCACCAAUUAUUCAACAACAAAAUUUACUUUAUCAAUAUUCUCUAAUAAAAUUAACUUUGGAUGAGGAAGAAGCUUUGAUUUUUUUGUUGGAAUUGAUGAUAAACAUAGUUCUCGAAAACCGCGAUCGUUUAGCACAAGUUUGGCCUUUAGUGCGUGAUCAUUUGCAAUGGCUACUUAGUCCUGAUUUUGCCCAAAACAAGCAAAUAACCGAAAGAUCAAUUAUUGCAUUAAUUCGAAUUGCUAAUAGAAAUCUUUUCCGUCUUGGUCAUCCACAACAAAAUGUAAAAAUUCCGCCACUCCCACCACCACUACCUUCUGCGCCUCGGACGGCGCUGACUAAAAGUGUGGUUAUUGUAGUGGAAGAUGAACAAACACAACAAGAGAAUGGUAGAUUGUUUAAUGAGAUUAGAUAA
This is a messenger RNA of Meloidogyne enterolobii, 1280 nucleotides long. Lineage: Eukaryota; Metazoa; Nematoda; Chromadorea; Rhabditida; Meloidogynidae. The record is from the annotation of a GenBank genome assembly.